ACGAGAGAAAGACACCUUCCACAACAUCGUCCAGACGUCUACCAUAGACAGUAGUUCGGUUCCAAACACUGGAUUGCGGUACGACAUGGCGGCGGAAGAGGCUCGUCAGAUGCUGGACGCGCUCAUGGGCGGCGACCGGAACGCCCCGCUGCCACCGGGAGCGGCGGUACCACGACGGGGCGGUCGCGGCGGUGGCGACCUGUUGUUGCUACCGGGCAAAAAGGCCCGAUCCUGUUACGAUCCGGACAUUGAUCCGCUGUACACGGCUUGGGGAGUGGACGUCUUUGAACUCUUCGUCAACACCAAAUCCGAUUUGGGCGUCACCAAUCCCUACGUCGCCGACCCCGACGCCCACGCGGAAUACAAGGCUCUGCCACCGGCAGAGCAAGCGAGACUCGGUUACGACUACUUUCUCUUUCAGAAAUUGUCCGAACUCACUCGUCAGUGUGAUCGUGUCGUGUCCCGGAACAAGGAAAAGCUGCGGCAGGAAAUUGCGCGCAAACAGUCCCAAUCCUCGCAAGCGGCGGUGGAUUACGUGGAAAACGUCGAUCCGCAAGCGGUCGAGUUGCUGGCGCGGAAUAUUAUACAAAAAGAAGACAUGGAAGUUGAACUCGCUAACCGGUUGGGGGAGUUGGAUGCCCUGGUCGCCAAAGAAACCACGGCGAAAACGGAACUCGGAGAUCUCUUCCAAAAGCCGAAACAGUCGGACGUAGAGCCCACACCCGCCGUGGAAGAAUCGGGAGUCAUCGGCAACAACAAGGUUAAAGAGGAACAAAAUGGAGAUUCUGCGGAAGCCGCACCCGAAUCCGAACCGCAACAGCACAAUGAAUCGGAUGCAGAAACAAAAGUAGAGCCCGAGGUCAAAAGAGAAGACGAGAGUGUCAAGGAUGAGGAGGAGAAACCCUUGCCCGACGCUGCAGUCCCGCUACCGACACCACCGGUGGAUCCAGAGUUGCAAGCCCUCCAACUCCAGCUCGGUCGCGUCACGCUUGACAAACAAAAGACACUAUAUGAUCUCGCCCGCCUCGUGGCUCGCUUGGCCGCCCUGGAAGAAUCCGUCGAGUCGCAAACCCGUCAGCUGAAUUACGUCCGGUCCGAUAUUUCUACCGACAAGACCGUGUGCGAAGUUUCGGGCAACUUCAUGUCAGCCCGGGAUGCGGAUGAACGCAUCGCGGCGCAUUACGCAGGCAAACAGUACGUGGGGUGGAAACUAGUGCGGGACAAAUUGGCGAGUAUGAUUCAGCAAUACGGACGAUACGGACCGCCGCCACCGUCCUCGCGGGGUCCUCCGCCACCGUCGGCGAUGAACGCGGGCCCUGCGUUCAGUGGCGGACGCGGUGGAGCAGCCCCACCUCCUUCACGGGGACACGGAUCUUCGGAUGGUGGUGAUCGAGGCUUUCGGGAUCGGGGUGGCUCUGGUGGUUUCGGACGCGGUGGUGGGGGCUAUCAAGAUCGGGGUCGUCCGGCAAUGGGUGGGCCACCGCCUCGCGGCAAUUGGCGAAGGUAA
Messenger RNA from Phaeodactylum tricornutum CCAP 1055/1, 1507 nucleotides. RefSeq lists its product with no specific name. Gene Ontology annotation, cellular component: U1 snRNP; U2-type prespliceosome. The record is from RefSeq and is a predicted model, not a curated record. Gene Ontology annotation, biological process: mRNA splice site recognition. The transcript has a single exon. NCBI's taxonomy places the organism in Eukaryota, Bacillariophyta, Bacillariophyceae, Surirellales, Neidiaceae. Gene Ontology annotation, molecular function: mRNA binding. The coding region runs from base 86 to 1507 and encodes 473 amino acids.